AUGGCUUCACACGGCCAAUACCCCCCUGCGCAUAUGAUGCCCAACAAGCAUCAUCACCAUGCCCCUUACGGCUCUCCUGUGGCCAUCCCUGGAGGCGCUCCGGCUGGUACCUUCGCCCCAGGCACCAAGAUCCAGGUUGGCAGCCACCGCGUGGUGAUUCAGAAAUAUCUCUCCGAGGGAGGCUUCGCCCAUGUCUACCUCGUCAAGCUGGCCAAGCCUGUCGACGGCACCGAUCAGGCUGUCUUGAAGCGAGUUGCGGUCCCCGAUAAGGAUACCUUGCGGGGCAUGCGCAUCGAGGUUGAGACAAUGAAGCGUCUGAAAGGCCACCGACCGAUCGUCACAUACAUCGACUCGCAUGCCUCCGAGCUUCAAGGAGGGGGAUACGAAGUUUUUCUGCUCAUGGAGUUUUGCAAUGGCGGUGGCUUGAUCGAUUUCAUGAACACCAGGCUACAACACCGCCUAACGGAGCCAGAGAUCCUCAACAUCUUCACCGACAUCGCUGAGGGUGUCGCGUGCAUGCACUACCUAAAACCACCACUUCUCCACCGCGACAUCAAAGUCGAAAACGUUCUUAUUACCGCCAGAGGAUCGUCCAAACGAUUCAAGCUUUGCGAUUUCGGUUCAGCCGCAUCACCUCGUCCCGCCCCCACUACCGUCACCGAAUGUCGUCUUAUGGAUGAAGAUGUACAGAAGCACACCACAAUGCAGUACAGAAGUCCCGAGAUGAUCGAUGUAUACCGCAAGCAACCCAUAAACGAGAAAUCUGAUAUUUGGGCAUUGGGAGUUUUACUGUAUAAGCUGUGCUAUUACACUACUCCCUUUGAGGACCAGGGCCAAUUGGCUAUUUUGAAUGCCAGUUACAGAUUCCCUAGCCACCCUGUAUUUUCUGACAGGCUCAAGAAAUUGAUAGCAUCAAUGUUGAGGGAGAACUUACAAGAUCGACCUAAUAUCUUCCAAGUACUAAAGGAAGGAUGCGCCAUGCAAGGACGUGAUGUUCCCGUUCAAGAUAUUUACAGUCGUCCGCAAUCCCAUGCAAGAACCGAUAGUCCUCAACCCAAGGCCCCAAAACCAGAACAAACUCCUGCUGUGGGUGCCGUGUUUACGCGAGCUGAACCUCAGAAGCAAGUUAUUCCUGAUGUUGUACCGAUGCGAAGAGGACGACCAACAGUUUCGCCGGCUCCAGCCAAGGUAGCCCAGAAGCCAGAUUCUUCUCCGAUGAGAAAGACUGAGGGAGACCCAUUUGCUGCCCUUGAUUCCAAACCUGCUUCCAAAGGAUUUGACGAACUUUCCUCAAGAUUCCCUACCCUCGAUCAAUUUUCACUAUUGCAUGAUCAAGGCACCAAAUUCGAUUUUGAUGUCUCUUCACCUAUCUCACCCACAGGCGGCAAUACGCCAUCUGAUUUGAACGAAAGAGUGACAGCAAAACUGGCCGACGAGGCAUUCGCAGCGCCGCAGACCGAACCCCCUCGACCGAAGCCAGUGUCUAGAACACACUCGGUCACGCCUGUGGGACACCAUGCUGCAGUUGCUUCACCUCCCUUGGAGCCCCCGCUUGCUAAGACUUUAUCCGCACCAAGUAGACCCGACAUUAGCAGGGCGCAGUCCAUCAUUAGCAACAACCCCGAGCUGCAGGCGAUCUCUUCUCAAUCUAACUCGCGAUAUGUCUCGACUGGCACGAUGACCUCGACACCUCCACCUGAGAAGUUCAGCCGGGAUGUGGAACGGCCUGUUCAGCGCGAAAUCGCUGAAUAUUCUCGUUCCAGCAGCGCUACAAGGCAGGUUGACCCGAGUGCAGCGCAGUGGAAUGCAGAGGAACCCCGUGCUGCAGUCUCACAAAGAAUUUCGGCUUUUCAGCAGCCUAGUCAUGAACGUCAGCCAUCUUCAUCGAGGCCCUCACUCGAAGGCGGCCGUCCUCGUGCUGAUUUCUUAGAACCUGCUGCUCGCGCCUCGCCAGCCCCUUCGCGGCCACGACCUGCCAGUACGAAUCUUGAGGGUACGACUCUGGAUUUUCUGCGUGAAAGAGAGGCUGCGUCACGCUCAUCAAGCCGACCUCCUCAAUCUCGCUCGCCCUACCAAGAGCCAGCUGACGAACCACGUACGUCGAGCGAUAUGGAGUUCUUGAGAAGUCUGGAGGAUUCGGAGCGAACCAAAUCUAGCAAGCGUUCCAGCUUGACUUCGCUUUCUGGCAAUAAGAAUAUUCUGGCAGGAAAAUUCGGUGACGCAUUUAAGCGAUUUGAAGGCAGCUCCCCCAACAAUGGAAGAAUCCCUUCGCCAGAAAGGGAUAUGGCACGUCGUGAUCUCACUCCUAUCGCGGGCUCUGAGGCAACUGAUGGACGCAGUGAUGAUGGUCAUUUCCACGACGACGAGGAUCGCAUGACACCUGAAAUGAGGCGGGAAAUGGAACGACUGAAGCUCCAGGAGGAGGAACAGCGCGUGGAAGCAGCACAAGCCGAAUAUCGAAAGCGGGUUGCUGCAGGACAACGCGGACCACCAGUUCCGCCUAAGAGUAUCGGGGGAGUUUCCCGAGCUGUCAGCAUUCAGAACAGGGUUCAGAGUCUCUUGAAUGAAGACCAAAAGCCGGCCAGCAUUCAAAGAACUGCCCAAGGUUACGGAAAGUACACUGAUGUUCCGGAGACUGGCAACAAGCCCGAUAAGCCUCUUCCUGGAGUUCCCAAGAAGCCCUUGAUGGUGGCAAAAACACGGGUCGAAUCACCUCAAGCACGAGGUCCUUCUUCGACAUCUUCUGCACCCCCAGCUCUUACAUCCAAACCUCCGGCGAAACCCCCAGCUCCAAAGAAGCCAGUGCAUCUCAAUAGUCUGCCUACUGGCCAACGACCAUCAUCACCCCAAAAGCCCACACGGGCCCAAACAUCGACGGAAGAGCUGAUUGAGUUUCCCAGACAACAAAUGGUGGACAUGACAGCUAAAGAGAAGGAUGAUUAUAUUCAGGACUUUUCCAAAAGGUUCCCCAGUCUAGGUUCGAUCGAAAUGGUCGAGCGAGAGAUUGGGGGCCAGAACGGAGGAUCAAGCCGGUAA
This is a messenger RNA of Fusarium musae, 3036 nucleotides long. RefSeq lists its product as uncharacterized. The record is from RefSeq and is a predicted model, not a curated record. The transcript has 3 exons. Gene Ontology annotation, cellular component: cytoplasm. NCBI's taxonomy places the organism in Eukaryota, Fungi, Ascomycota, Sordariomycetes, Hypocreales, Nectriaceae. Bases 1 to 3036 code for a protein of 1011 amino acids. Gene Ontology annotation, molecular function: ATP binding; protein serine/threonine kinase activity. Gene Ontology annotation, biological process: actin cortical patch assembly; peptidyl-threonine phosphorylation; protein autophosphorylation.